GUCUGCCCGGUCAUCGCGUCAAACUCGAUCCCCGUCCACCGCGCACGCCGCCGAGGCACCCCGCGCCCGCACGGCGGCCGCAGGGCUUUUAACGCGCUGCCGCUGUUCGGCGUGCGCGUGUCCCUCGCCGAGCGCGGCCGCGCCGUCUGCUCGCUCCGCGUGCCCGCCCGCCUCACGGACGCGGACGGGAACUGGCACGCGGGGGCUAUCGCGGCGGCGGUGGACGACGUGUGCGCGGCGGCGAUCAUGUCGGUGGAGGGCAUCAUCAAGGUCUCCGUCCACUACGACAUCUCCUACUUCGCGCCGGCCAAGCACCAUGAGGAAGUGGAGAUGGACGGGAGGGUGGUCGACCGGAAAGGGAGGAUGACGGCGGUGACCACGGAGGUCCGGAAGAAGGAGUCCGGCGCGCUGGUGGCGGUCGGCCGGCAGUGGAUGACCACCUCCAGACCAAAGGGAUAUCAAGGGAGCAAGCUAUGUCGAGCUGAUCUUAUAUCGUGCUCCUACGGGUACAACAAGGCUAUAGCUGUGGAGGAGCAAGGAAGCGUCCAAGGUCACAAAUCAAGCACACGCAACACACACACACACACACACACACACACGCACAUGGACGACGGGGCGGCGGAGGCCGAAGCGCUGCGGCUCCGGCUGGCCGCCGUCGCCAGGAAGUGGCUGGAGGACCCGCGCGCGGACUACGCCGGCAAAAUCACCGACGCGGCCAGCCAAAAGGGGCACGCGCUCAACUCGCUGGUGCUGGCCGGCGCACGCAUCUCCCUCUCCGAGCACGGCCGCGUCGUGUGCUCGUUCCACGUGCCGCCGCCGCUCACCGACUCUGACGGGACGUGGCACGCGGGGGCGCUGGCGGCGGCGGUGGACAACAUGUGCUCGGCGGUGGUCUUCACGGUGGUGGGCGCGCCCACGUCCACCGUCCACUACGGCCUGUCCUACUUCUCGCCCGUCGCGUGCAACGAGGAGGUUCAGUUGGACGGGCGGGUGGUGGGCCGGAAAGGGAAGCUCACGGCCGCCGUGGUGCGGGUGCGGAAGAUGGGAUCCGGCGAGCUGGUGGCGAUAGGGAGGCAGUGGAUGACCCCUGCCUGGCCAACGAAGAGCAACAAAAGUAGGAGCAAGCUCUGACACAAGUUAAAAUGUCGUCCGAUCGAUGAUUUCAGAUUUGAGCAUCUCCGUUCAACAUAAUAAAACAAAAGAAAAUCCAUUUUACUAA
Molecule: messenger RNA, 1219 nt
Organism: Triticum urartu
Lineage: Eukaryota; Viridiplantae; Streptophyta; Magnoliopsida; Poales; Poaceae
Molecular function (GO): fatty acyl-CoA hydrolase activity
Source: RefSeq, a predicted model, not a curated record